Trichophyton rubrum CBS 118892 is the source of this 2358-nucleotide messenger RNA. RefSeq lists its product as uncharacterized. Gene Ontology annotation, molecular function: microtubule minus-end binding; gamma-tubulin binding. NCBI's taxonomy places the organism in Eukaryota, Fungi, Ascomycota, Eurotiomycetes, Onygenales, Arthrodermataceae. Bases 1 to 2358 code for a protein of 785 amino acids. The transcript has a single exon. Gene Ontology annotation, biological process: spindle assembly; meiotic cell cycle; microtubule nucleation. Gene Ontology annotation, cellular component: centrosome; spindle pole; equatorial microtubule organizing center. The record is from RefSeq and is a predicted model, not a curated record.
AUGCUCCACGAGAUCCUCCUCUCCCUGUCCGGUCAGCCGUCCCCUAUCUUCGAGCAGUCAGCGAAGGACCGUGGAGCUUCCCAAGAUGGUUUUCCACUCCUCUCGCCCCAAGAAAAGGCGCUGCUCGAACCAAUUGCGCGUCUAAGCCAACUUCAUAGCCUGUUGAGAGCACACGCGGAGCUUAUAUCUUCCUCUCACCCAUCCACCGUCUGCCGUGCCGCCUCCACGACCAUAUCUACGGAGUAUCUGGGAAAUUUUCAGGAAAAGAUACUGGAGGUGGAACAGGCAAUACUUGGGAGAGAUGCAGGCUAUGUCGGCGGUUAUGGGAUAGUACCACUCUCCACUAUCGUGGGAGAGUUUUAUCCUUGGGUACGAAAGCUAGAGUGGCUUUGGGAGACUUCGCAAUAUAUGCUCCCGUUUGUGGACAAGGACACAAAGUCGAAGGGCACACCCGCUGGAAAGGGAUGUACUGGAGCUGCUCUCCUCGACUAUCUUCGAACGGAGUCACAGACUGGAUACACGGAUGUGGAGGAGAUAUCUCUUGGCCUUAUCAAAGCUGCCGAAACAGCCUGGAUGCGACAACUCUCCGUUUUCAUACUAUAUGGACAACUUCCAUCUCUAGGACGAGAGGAUUUCUUCAUUCAGGAAAAGCCGUCGAUUGGUGAUCGGCGCACUAAUAUGGCAGACUUUAUACUUCGCCCUGAGCUCGUUCCCAAAUUUGUGUCACGUCCGACAGCUACCUCCAUCUUGUUCGUUGGACGAUCCUUAAGUCACAUACGUGCUCGAGGAAAGUUCCCGGCCGGUGAGGAAGCGAAGCAUUCAUCUUCUCAAAUGACACUUCACGGGGAAUUCAUCCGAUGUCUCUCCUCGUUAUCAUCCCCCAUAUCAAUGAACAACCUGGCUAACGCGGUCUCAGAAAUACGACUUGCGCUUUCUCAUACAGUUCUCUCGCAACUUCUGCCGCUACAUAAAAUAAUGGAGGUGCUAUCAUUACUGCACAACUUUCUCUUGCUCGGAAGAGGAGAAUUUGCCAUGGCUCUUGUGUCCCAUGCGGAUGAGAGGAUAUCAACCAAACACAAACGAACCUACCAGGCUACCUCGAUAGAAGAAACUAUGGAUGUCCUAACCCUCAAGGAAAGUGAAGUGUCAACGGUGCUUACCCAAACAUGGACAGAAUUAUACUCAAUUCCCAACGCCGAAGACCCAGUGGAUGAUGAGCUGGAUUUAGCCCGAUCUCUGUUGCGACUUUCAAUAGAGAAGGACUCGUCGAUAAGCAAGGAUAUGAAAUCUGCGAACCAGGCCCUUUCAUACAUAUCCGAUGUUAACUUUUCUGACAUUUUACUCGGCUCCCCAACAACCUUAUCUCUCCAUGUCAACCCACCCCUGGACCUUUUCCUUGCUCAAUCGGAUAUGAUCAUCUAUUCCAAGAUCCAUUCGUAUCUGCUAGGUAUCCGUCGCGGACAAAUGCGACUUGGUGACUUAUGGAAACGAACCUCCCUUAGACGGGUUCACCCUUCGCCAUGGGGCCCACCAAUGAGCAACAAACCUGGCGGUCAGGCAAACCUCAAGGUGGGCAGAGAAAGACAGAAGAAACGAGCUGCUUUGAUGCGUCGCGUUUGGGCUUCUGGAAGUGCAGCCUUGUUUGUCUUCUCGGAGCUCGGUAGCUACCUCCAGGGAGAGGUAAUCAGUAGUUCAUGGCGUCAUUUCAAUGCCUGGUUAAAUGGUGGCCGCCCUCAAAGUUCAUACGGACAAGGCUCUCGGCCCGGAACUGCCUCCUCAUCUACUACCUUUUAUCAUUCACAUGAUCCCGAAACAAUAAACAUUGCGCAUCGCACCUAUCUUAGCCACCUAAUUCAAUCCCUUUUCCUGACAGAUGUCCCAUUUACCCGCACUUUACGGUCCCUUAUCUCGCAUGUCGACCGCUUUGUCUCCCUCCUUGGCCAAUUGCAAACAAUUCAGCAGAAUCUGGACCUUGAGACAGACCAAGGUGUCUUUGACUCGCUACAAGACUACGCUCAAGAUGAGACUGAAGUAUGGGCUGAAGUAUCGGCUGCACGUACCGAUUUGGAAAGCUCCAUGACAGAACUGAUUGCUAGGUUACGUGAUAUAGAUGAUCACCGUACUACAAAAGGAGCUACCUCACUUGAUAUCAGCACUAGGCAUUCACCCCCAGAAUUUCGUUGGGUCAAAGGGAACGACGAGACAAUGCGUGGCAGGCUUGAUAAUAAUGUUUUUGUCCCGUGGAGAGCUGCGGGUGUAGAUCGACUGCUUAUGAGGCUUGAAUUCGGCGGGGCUAGUGCUGAGGAUCAUGGCGGAGAUUCACUCGAUUUUGGUGGAAAUACGGUAUUUGCGGAAUAG